This is a messenger RNA of Pocillopora meandrina, 690 nucleotides long. The record is from the annotation of a GenBank genome assembly. NCBI's taxonomy places the organism in Eukaryota, Metazoa, Cnidaria, Anthozoa, Scleractinia, Pocilloporidae.
AUACCGCUUUGGUUACGCUGCGUUGACGAUACAUUCACCGCCGUACGACACGACGAAAUCGACGCAUUCCACCACCACCUUAACGGACAAUACACUGACAUACAGUUUACCAGAAAGGUCGAAGAAAAUGGUAAACUACCUUUUCUAGACUGCUUGGUAAGCUGUGACGACAACUCACUACGGACAACAGUCUACAGGAAACCAACACAUACCGACAGAUUACUGGACGAGUCAUCCUACAACCCAACAUCACACAAAGCCACAACUAUCAGGACUCUCAAGCGACGAGCGCAACUAGCAUGCAACGCGACAGACAGUUUAUCCGACGAGAACAAGUACCUUGACCGUGUUUUUUCAAAGAACAACUAUAACAAAGACUUCAUCCGACGAAACACUCACCGACCUACUUAUAUUACCGAAGCCAAAGACAACGCGACUCCUACGACUACAGCAACUAUACCGUACAUAAAGGGCAUAUCUGAGAACAUCUCGUGCAUCUUACAACCAUUAAACAUCCGCGUCGCUCACAAACCCAUUACCACACCACGUCAAUUACUGACUAACGUCAAAGACCAAGACGAACAGAGGAACAGACAGGGUGCAGUUUCUAGAAUCAAUUGCUCCGACUGCCAUGCCUCCUACAUCGAUGAGACUGGCAGAAACCUCAUAACUAGACUGACUGAACAUUAA